CGAAGAAGAAGAAGUUGGAAGAGGAGAUGGUGAGAUUACAGAAGGAGGAGAUGUUGAAGCUACAGCAGGAGGAGGAAGAGAAGAGGAGGGCUGCUGAAGAAGAAGCGGCAGAAGAGGAAGAGGUAGAAGAUGAGCCCCUUGAAAGGAGACGCAGGGAAGGACGAGGGGAAAGCAAUGGCACGAAGGAGGAGGACAAAUGGAUGGAGAAAAAGAUUAGCGAGUGGGUGGCUAAUUUAUCAUUGGGAGAGGAUGAGGAGGCACUACUGUACGUGCCCCAGGAGGAGAGAGAAGCAUUUGCCAGGGAAUUGGAAGCGAUGGAGGACCCCCUGGAACGCCAGACGAAAGAAGAUGGAAAAAAGUUGGAGUGCAAGUUGCAUAUGAUGAGGGAGAAAAGAGAAGGAGGCAGGAAGCCAACCGGAUGGCUAGGGAGGUGGAGAGAGUGCGGGCUAAGAAAGGAGCAGUUAGAGGAUCAGGUCUUCAUAGUGUAUGUCAGACCUGUCACUGAGCCUAAGGAAGAGGAUAGUCCCAUGGAUCCAACCAUUGCCAAGCUGCUGGAAGAGUUCAAAGACCUUGCAGAGCCGCCGUCAGGAGUGGUGCCACGACCAAUCCAGCAUCGUAUAGAGAUAGAGCCUGGCAGUAGGACUCCUAAGGGAGCAGUUUACAGGAUGUCCCCUAGGGAGUUAGAAGAGUUGCGCAAGCAGUUGGAUGAGCUCCUUGAGAAAGGUUGGAUUAGGCCCAGUUCAUCUCCUUUUGGAGCACCGGUAUUGUUUGUCCCCAAGAAGGAAGGAGAAUUGCGUAUGUGUCUAGACUAUAGGGGUCUGAAUGCUAUCACGGUGAAGAACGCUGAGCCAUUGCCCAGGAUAGAUGAUCUCUUAGAUCGGGUGCAGGGUUGCAAGUACUUUUCAAAGAUCGAUUUGAAGUCCGGAUAUCAUCAGAUAGAUGUCCAUCCUGAUGACCAGUACAAGACUGCGUUCCCGACUAGAUAUGGGCAUUACAAGUUAAUAGUGAUGCCCUUUGGACUAACCAAUGCGCCUGCCACAUUCCAGCGCUGUAUGAAUGAUUUGUUUAGACCUUGGUUAGAUAGAUUCGUCGUAGUUUACUUAGACGACAUCUUAGUGUUCAGUAGGACUCUCCAAGAGCACCAGGGUCAUUUGAGGCAGGUCUUGGAGAAGCUGAGAGAAGCUAACUUCAAGAUCAACGCGAAGAAGUGCAAGUGGGCCAAGACGCAAGUCUUGUAUCUGGGCCACGUUUUAGACGGAGAUGGCAUUAAGCCUGAGGACAGCAAGAUAGCGGCGAUUAGAGAUUGGCCGACGCCCCGCACAUUGACUGAGUUGCGGUCGUUCCUAGGCCUUGCUAAUUACUAUAGGAAGUUUGUGAGGAACUUCUCGACUAUCGUCGCUCCCCUUCGCAGGUUGCUCAAGAAAGAGGCGAUCCGACAGUGGGAUAGAGAUUGUACGUCUGCGCUAAGGAAGUUGAAGCGCGCGUUAAUAGAGUACCCAGUCCUCAAAGUAGCAGAUCCGUCUUUGCCAUUUGUCGUCACCAUGGACGCGAGUCAGUAUGGUAUAGGCGCCGUGUUACAGCAGAACGACGACAAUGGCUACAGACCCGUAGAGUUCAUGUUAGCGAGGAUGCCCUCAGAGAAGGUAGCUACCUCGACAUACGAAAGAGAACUCUACGCUCUCAGGCAGGCCUUAGAGCACUGGAAACAUUACCUACUUGGGAGCCUCUUCAAGGUGUAUUCAGACAAUGAGACACUUAGAUGGCUGAAGACACAGUCCAAAAUGACACCUAAGUUGACUAGGUGGGCCGUUGAGAUAGACCAAUACGACUUUGAGCUCAAGCCUGUCAAAGGCAAGUACAAUGUAGUUGCAGACACUCUAAGUAAGAGAUCAGACUACUUUGGAGCUAUAGUUCACUAUCUGGAUAUAGGGAGUGACCUGCAGGAGAAAGUUAGACAGGCAUAUGCGCAGGACUCUAUUUAUAGCGACCUCCUCAAGAGAGUCAAGGAGGGCCCAAAGACUGAACCAGAUUACCGCACUAUAGAGGGGUUGCUAUUUGAGAAGACCGACGUAGUAGACCGUUUGUGCGUCCCCAACAGUGAGGAGAUCCGCAGUUUGAUCUUAGGGGAACGCCACGACACGGAGGGACACUUUGGUUGGCAAAAGACUUUAGCCAACCUAAUGCAUGCGUAUACGUGGCCAGGAAUGAAGAACGACUGCAUAGAGAGAUUCGGUGUCCAUUGACUUUAUGGACGCUGGCGUCAAGAGUAGGCACGGCAAGA
Messenger RNA from Chara braunii, 2281 nucleotides. Lineage: Eukaryota; Viridiplantae; Streptophyta; Charophyceae; Charales; Characeae. The record is from the annotation of a GenBank genome assembly.